AUGACAUGGAAAGAAAAAAGUGCAAUUUGUACAAAUGAUUCCAUCAGUCAUGUUGGGUGUGGGGAAAGUGAGAAACCAUAUCACUGUGAUGCUACAUUCUCUCAAUGUAGUAAAUUAACAAUCCAUAAAAGUGUUCACACAGGUGAGAAUCCACACCACCAUGAACUUUGUAGUAAAACAUUUUCUCGCAAAGAGCAUUUGACACUACAUAAAUGUAUUUAUUCAGGUGAAAAGCCUUGUCGCUAUGGUAUUUGUGGGAAUGUCUCACCAGUGAUACAUCAAGGAAGGAAGGAAGGAAUGAAAAAAUAUGAAAGACUGAAGAAUGAUAUUAUGUUAUGUAGUCGGUUACAUCACCAUUAG
Messenger RNA from Octopus bimaculoides (California two-spot octopus), 360 nucleotides. RefSeq lists its product as uncharacterized. Gene Ontology annotation, molecular function: DNA-binding transcription factor activity, RNA polymerase II-specific. Gene Ontology annotation, cellular component: nucleus. Gene Ontology annotation, biological process: regulation of transcription by RNA polymerase II. Lineage: Eukaryota; Metazoa; Mollusca; Cephalopoda; Octopoda; Octopodidae. The record is from RefSeq and is a predicted model, not a curated record.